AUGGCGAACGUGAGAUGCAGCGGCGGAGACACUAUUGCGAUCUGUGUCCGGAGCAUUAACGGCGAAUCGACGACCAUUCACGUUUCCUCCGACGAGACAAUUCAUGACCUUAAGGUUGCCCUAAAAUCCUCUUUCCCUCCCGCUUCUUCUUCUCCCAUAUUCCAUCUGUAUUUCAAGGGCAAGAAAUUGAGUUUGAACACUAGAGUGGCUGCUAUUAGUACCAAUGACGGUGAUAUCGUGAGUUUGAUUCCGUUUACUAAGAAGGAACGUCCACAAACUCCAAAACCGGAGUUACCAAAACCUUCCUUGAGUUCUGAGGCGACUCGAAGGUACUCAUCCUUGAAAGAUGAAAACGCUAAAGCAGCUGAGAACCAUUGUGUUGGGGAGAAACGAAAACGGGAUCAAGAAGCCUGUCCGUAUGGAUUCUUUAAUGGUGUUUUGGAGUCUGACUGUAAAGAUGCAUUUAAGGGUCAGAACAUAGAAAAGCUUGCUGCGGUUUUGAAGUCUAGUAAUUGCUUGACAUCUCCACGUUCUACAAAAUGCUUGAUGUCAUGGGAUACAACAAGUAGCUCUUUGUGUUCUUGUCCAGAUUGGGUGAAGUUGUGUAUGGAAACAUUCGCUUUUUUGAAUCUUUUUUCAUCUCUUAUUCAAUCACUUGGAGAAAAGUUGUAUAUAUCCCGCUUGAAGGAAUCUCUUUCCCGGUUAGCCAUGUCUGGAGUUCGUGUUGGUAUACAAGACGUAAAGAAUCUCUCACUUAUAUGCCCCAAGGUUGUAAAGGUUAUCACUGAUGACUUUGAGGCUGUGAACCAUGAGAAUGCUAUAGUGAUAGCUGAUUAUCCUGAGACUGAUAAAAAGCCAAGAUUUAAGAAAACUCCACUUGCAAAAGCCUUUAGUGCCAUGAAAAAACGGGAGACUUCCUUUAAGUCUGAAUUGUGGGAGUCCAUCAAAUCGCUACUGGUAAAGAAUACAGGUGAGAGUGGCAUAGCUAUUUCCUUUGAGGACAUGCUUAAAUUUUCCACUGAAGGUAGAGCUUUAGGUGGAAACAAAGCUAGACAGGCUGGGAAAGGCAGUUGUUCUUUCUCUGGUUCUCGUAAACCCCAGACUUUGUGUCAUGACACAAAUUCACUGCUACCAUCGGAGAUGGUUGAACAUCUCAGGCAUGGUAUUGGAUCUAAAGGACAGGUAGUUCACGUUGAAGUUAUCAAUGCUAGAAAAGCUGCCUGCGCCGAAAUGUCAGAAAAGCUCUCAGAAACAACCAAAUCUGCCUUGAAACGAAUUGGACUCCAUACAUUAUACAGCCAUCAGGCUGAAGCAAUUUCAGCAGCUUUGUCUGGGAAGAAUGUUGUGGUUGCAACUAUGACCUCCAGUGGAAAAUCUCUCUGCUACAAUGUGCCAGUCUUUGAGGAACUGUGUAAAGACACAGAUGCUUGUGCCUUAUACUUAUUUCCGACCAAGGCCUUAGCUCAGGAUCAAUUAAGAGCAUUGUCUGAUUUGAUAAAAGGAUACGAAGAAAGCAUAAACAUGGGAGUGUACGAUGGUGAUACACUUUAUAAGGAUAGAACAAGGCUGAGGAGUAAUGCUAGACUGCUGAUCACAAAUCCUGAUAUGUUGCAUAUGUCAAUUAUGCCUCUCCAUGGACAAUUCAGCCGGAUUUUAUCUAACCUUAGGUAUGUUGUGAUCGAUGAAGCCCAUACUUACAAGGGACCAUUUGGCUGCCACACAGCCCUUAUAUUGAGAAGACUUCGCCGCCUGUGUUCCCAUGUUUAUGGAUCCAAUCCUUCUUUCAUUUUUUGCACUGCAACAUCUGCUAAUCCUCGAGAACAUUGCAUGGAGCUUGCAAACCUAUCUGAGCUCGAGCUGAUAGAAAAGGAUGGAAGUCCUUCCUCUGAAAAGCUUUUUGUCCUGUGGAAUCCAUCAGUUCUUCCAACAAGUAAACCUGAAGAAAGUUUGAAAGUCGUUGGUAGUAGUGAAGGUGCUGCUGCAGAUAAACCAUCUGGAGUUGCUGCUAUUACACCAUCAAGCCCUGCUUCUGAAGUUUCACACCUCUUCGCAGAGAUGGUUCAGCAUGGCCUACGUUGCAUUGCUUUUUGUCCAUCUCGCAAACUCUGUGAACUUGUUUUGUGUUUGACACGUGAAAUUCUAGCAAAGACUGCCCCUCAUUUGGUUGAAGCCAUAUCCUCAUAUCGUGGAGGCUACAUUGCUGAGGACCGGAGGAAAAUAGAGAGCGAUUUAUUUGGUGGAAAACUUUGUGGUAUUGCUGCAACAAACGCACUUGAGUUGGGAAUUGAUGUUGGUCACAUCGAUGUAACUCUUCAUUUAGGUUUUCCCGGCAGUAUUGCCAGUCUUUGGCAGCAAGCCGGUCGAUCUGGAAGACGACAACGGCCUUCUCUUGCCGUAUAUGUUGCCUUCGCCGGUCCGCUUGACCAAUACUUCAUGAAAUUCCCGGACAAACUCUUUCGUAGCUCCAUUGAGUGCUGCGUUAUUGAUUCUCAAAAUGAGCAGGUCCUUGUGCAGCAUUUGGCUUGUGCUGCUAUUGAGCAUCCAUUGAGCUUGCAGUAUGAUGAACAACACUUUGGUUCUGGCAUAAGUGACGCUCUUGGGUCGCUCAGGAAUAGAGGAUAUUUGAGUUUUGAUCCAUCCCGUGAUUCUUCUUCUAGAAUAUGGACCUAUAUUGGUCGAGAGAAAAAGCCUACGAAGAAAGUCUCUAUCCGGGCCAUAGAGACAGUAAGAUACAGAGUCAUGGAAAAAAGAAGUGAAGAUCUUCUAGAUGAAAUCGAGGAAAGCAAAGCAUUUUUCCAGGUAUAUGACGGAGCUAUUUAUAUGAACCAAGGAAGGACCUAUCUGGUCACGAGUCUGGAUAUAAAAGAAAAGAUAGCUUGGUGUGAAUUAGUAGACGUGGAUUACUACACCAGGACUCGGGAUUACACUAAUAUCAAUGUAACUGGUGGUAACACUGCUUACGAAUUAAAGGCUCCUAAGAACCGUCUUAAUAAGACAACAGCUCAAACACAUGCAUGUAUUGUAACAACAAAGUGGGAUGGAUUUCUUCGUAUCCGAAGAAGAAACGAUGAAGUAAUUGAUGAUGUUGAGCUGACACUCCCAGGUUACUCUUACCAAUCACAGGCUGUUUGGAUUCAAGUUCCUGUGUUAGUAAAAUCAGAAGUGGAGGAGGAAAAGUUGUCAUUCGGUGCUGGUUUACACGCCGCUUGUCACGCUCUUCUCCACGUUGUUCCACUAUUUGUGCGCUGCAACUAUUCAGACUUAGCUCCAGAAUGUCCAAAUACGAAAGAGCAGUAUUUCCCAACAAGAAUCUUACUAUAUGAUCGUCAUCCCGGAGGAACUGGCAUCUCCGCCAAGAUCCGUCCACUAUUCACAGAGCUUCUAGAAGCUGCUCUUGAUCUCUUAAAGUCUUGCCGCUGCUCAGCUGAAACCGGUUGCCCCAGUUGCGUUCAGAAUUUUGGUUGCCAAGGGUACAAUGAGCUCAUACAUAAGGAAGCAGCCAUCAUGAUCAUACAGGGCGUUUUGGAGUCGGAGAAAUUAUAUUUCGAAGACCAAGAUGAUUGAUUCAUCAUGAUUCAUGAGACGACGUCUCAACAAGGCUCUUGUUCGGAUUGGAGUUUACACGUUACAGUAGCUGAUUUUUUUAAAUUAAAUUCAUUAAAAAUAGAUUUGAUAGGCAAACAAACUACUAAACA
Molecule: messenger RNA, 3695 nt
Organism: Capsella rubella
Lineage: Eukaryota; Viridiplantae; Streptophyta; Magnoliopsida; Brassicales; Brassicaceae
Exons: 19
Coding region: 1-3564 (1187 amino acids)
Molecular function (GO): nucleic acid binding; protein binding; ATP binding
Source: RefSeq, a predicted model, not a curated record